CCAGCUUCAAGUGAAGUCUGGCUUCUAUCCACAGUGUCUGCUAAUUUUUUUAUAGAAUUAUCAACUGUUCACAGCAUUGCACCUUGGAUGACUGAGCAUUCUCUUCUUGUGAAAUCAAAUGGCAUGACUGAGUAUUCUUCUAUCAAGUUUCUCUACUCGUCUCUAGCAGAAUAUUUGGUCUGUUUGAGGCUACUGUCUAACUUGUGCUAUUUUAACUUGUUCUGCUGUACAUUCUGCUGCAGGCGCUUUGUGUUCCGUCACAUAAUCGCGGCCCAGGAUGUUGGAGUGAGGCACUGCCUGCCCUACGCGUUCACAUGCAUGAACGCCGCAGCUCUAGUUUUCUAUGGUGGAAACAGGAAGGACUUGAGCGUCAUUAUCUCCAACGGCUUCGCAUUCUUCAUGGAGAACGUGUACUGUGUUAUCUACCUGCGUUACUCACACGGAUGGAGACGCAUCCUUGCUGUCACCAUGUUCAUGGUGGAGAUAGCGUUUCUGGGCCUGCUCCUAUGCCUGCAGUUCGUCGUGUUUAGCCAUGGGCAGCACCCCGACGUCAGGGAUCGUGUGUUUGGCUCCAUGGGUGCAGUGACGGCCUUCUUCAUGUACGCCUCCACUGGAGACGAGAUCUAUCGCGCCCACAUGACACACAACGUCGACGGCAUGGAAAUGGCAUUCGCAUACUUGGGCAACGCCGCGAUGUGGACCGCUUACGCAUGCAUACCGGACUUUGAUCUAUUUCUGCUCAUCGCGAACGGGAUUGGUCUGCUCUUUUCUUUCUAUGAGGCCGCCCUAUGGAUCAGGUACCGGAACGCGCCGAAUCUCCAGGCACCGUAAUUGCCGCUGCGUGAGGGACUGCCGCUGUCUGAGGGACUGUCGUAAGUCUAUUGUCAAAUGUGUGGCUGAUUAUGCGAACAUGUUAGUACUGUAAUAAUGAAUGCUAGACGGAGAAGGCAAUUUAUUCCUCCACCCAGCGAUGAUUGAACCAUGCAUCAAAAGUAUUGUAUAAGAGAGAAUGUAUAAUGUUUAUGUAUUUCUUUAUCCUGCCUUCAAAUGCUGGACGGAGAGGGCAAUGUAUUCCUCCGUCACCGAGCAGAGAUCAAAACUUUUUAUUAAUAAGCAUUAUAAUGUUUCUUCUA
Molecule: messenger RNA, 1133 nt
Organism: Hordeum vulgare subsp. vulgare (domesticated barley)
Lineage: Eukaryota; Viridiplantae; Streptophyta; Magnoliopsida; Poales; Poaceae
Product: bidirectional sugar transporter SWEET5-like
Exons: 3
Coding region: 88-831 (247 amino acids)
Biological process (GO): carbohydrate transport
Cellular component (GO): membrane
Molecular function (GO): sugar transmembrane transporter activity
Source: RefSeq, a predicted model, not a curated record